GUUGUUCCUGGCCUCCAACAUGUCGGCCCCCCUGGAAGUGAUCGUCAGCAGCGACUCCGGCUCGCAGCUCUGGAACUGCACCGUGUUCGACCUCCACAGCGGCUCCAGCCUGCUGUCGUACCGCGGCGGGAACUCCGCGGCCCGGAGCCUCGCGCUGCUCCGGGGGGAGUUCCUGGUGUCCGCGCAGCUGGGCAAGAACUUCAUCAACGUGUGGGAGACACAGAGGAAGGACCAGUUGCAGCAGAAGAUUGUGUGUCCAGGUGUGGUCACCUGUCUGACGGUGUCACCUGACGGAGCCUUCCUCGCCGCUGGAGUCGCUGAGGCUGUUUACCUGUGGGAGGUGUGCACAGGUAAGCUGCUGAGCGUGCUCAGUCGACACUAUCAGGACGUCACAUGUCUGAAGUUCACCGAUGACGGCAGCCAUUUUGUUUCUGCGGGAAAAGAUAACCUGGCCCUGGUGUGGACCGUGUGCAGUGUGGUUCAGCUGGAUUUAAGCCACGCCCCCGAACCUCGCCACGUCCUGUCUCGACACUCUCUUCCAAUCACAGACCUGCACUGUGGCCGGAUGGGAGCUCAGGCCAGAAUCGCCACCGCUUCACUGGACCAAACUGCCAAGGUGUGGGAGCUAUCGUCUGGUGAGAUGCUGUUGUCCGUCCUUUUUGAUGUGGAGAUCAUGUCAGUGACCUUUGAUCCCUGUGAAUACUUCCUUUUCUGUGGAGGAAGUGAUGGAAGCAUCUUUCAGGUGUCUCUGUGUAGUCAAACUCUCAGUCGGGAAAAGUCCUUCCAAUCUGCCAGUGAAGGAUCCCAGGUGUUCAAAGGACACAGGAACAUGGUCACAUGUCUCUCCGUGUCCAUGGACGGUACUCUCCUCCUCUCUGGGUCACACGAUGAGACAGUUCGUCUUUGGGACAUUCAGAGCAGACAAAGCGUCCGCUGCCUUGCACACAAAGGUCCCGUGACGAACGCAGUCAUCAUGCCUGUUUCAGCGAACAUGUUCCUGCCCGACAGCCGGCCCGCCGUUCCUCUACCACGCUUCAGCCGACACCUUCACGCCUCCGAGAGGAAUGACGAAGAGUCGGGGGUGGUGUGUCUCCGCCCUGCGCUCCAUACACAGGAGGAGGAGGCGUCGUACCUGCAGAAGGCCGGCAGGUUGUACUCUCUGAUAAACGCUGUGACAGACAAGUCAGUGUUUGGCGACGGUGAAAACACGAAGGUUCGCAUCGCGGAGCUGGAAGAAGAAGUUCAGACUCUGAAGAAAGUCAACAAAGAUCUGUUUGAGUUCUCCACUCAGCUCCUCACCAAGCCGACAUAAACACUGCUGUGUUUCAAAAUAAAAGCCUUUUUUGAGUUGUAUCUAAAUA
This is a messenger RNA of Nematolebias whitei (Rio pearlfish), 1361 nucleotides long. It is a transcript of the gene wdr18, whose product is annotated as WD repeat domain 18. Bases 20 to 1312 code for a protein of 430 amino acids. The record is from RefSeq and is a predicted model, not a curated record. NCBI's taxonomy places the organism in Eukaryota, Metazoa, Chordata, Actinopteri, Cyprinodontiformes, Rivulidae. Gene Ontology annotation, molecular function: protein binding. Gene Ontology annotation, cellular component: nuclear pre-replicative complex. The transcript is spliced from 10 exons. Gene Ontology annotation, biological process: rRNA processing; DNA-templated DNA replication.